Meloidogyne enterolobii is the source of this 460-nucleotide messenger RNA. The record is from the annotation of a GenBank genome assembly. Lineage: Eukaryota; Metazoa; Nematoda; Chromadorea; Rhabditida; Meloidogynidae.
UUUUUGUUUUCGGUUUAACACUUGUUUUUUAGACUUCCUCUCUGAUUUUAUUAAAGUUAUUUUUGUAAUCAUGCUUGGUAACCUUAUGUUCAAACGUAUUUGGGUGCCAAAGAAAUUUACUGGCUCCAAACGUUUUGUGUCAUUGAAGAGAGCAUUUACGUCGUUCACAAAAGAGACAAAGAAACCAAAAGAAGAGCCUGAAAAUGUUAAAAUUAUCUAUAAAUUGCCGGAGGUUAUUCAAAAAAUUGAAAAUAAUUCUGAUCGCAAAUUUAAAGAGGUGGUGGAUAGACUUAAGGGAGAGAUUAAUGGAAUUAGAGGAGAGGUGGUAGGAAUUAAACAGUUAAUUUGUCUCCAUAUGGCAAUUACACUGUUUCAUUUUAAGCUUUAUUUUGAUCUUUCUCAAAAGCAACAAACAUCUGACUCAAAACUAUUUGGUGAAUUUCUCUCUCGCGUGAACUGA